Molecule: messenger RNA, 7545 nt
Organism: Pelobates fuscus (common spadefoot toad)
Lineage: Eukaryota; Metazoa; Chordata; Amphibia; Anura; Pelobatidae
Gene: PCDH15
Product: protocadherin related 15
Exons: 38
Coding region: 770-7456 (2228 amino acids)
Biological process (GO): homophilic cell-cell adhesion; sensory perception of sound; inner ear development
Cellular component (GO): stereocilium; plasma membrane
Molecular function (GO): calcium ion binding
Source: RefSeq, a predicted model, not a curated record
UGAGCUUCUCCUCGCUGUCCACUCACUGGUGGCUCUUGCAGAAGCAGCUUCAGUAAUUGUCACGUUUAGUAAGAUCAGAUGGCAGAGGGUGGAGUUAAUGAUUGGAUUGACGAAAGGACACAAGUGUGUUUACCUGCUUCUAGCUGUGGUGUACAGCAUUCCUGAGCCAUAGAGGAGCUGUAUGGAUGCAAAGAAGAUGCAAUCCAGGAAACGAUGCUUUGAAUGGUCUCUUUGAGAAGAAAGCUGUCUCAGUGUUCUAAGGAUAGAAUUUUUUUUUCUUCUUUCAUGUUUCUCUACAAGGUGCUCUUUCACUGAGGCUACUCGGUAAUCAGUGUGUAUUUGUUGAUGCAAUUGCCUUUAUGUGAUCGGAUUUCAGCAACCUAAUCCUCUUGUCUGUAAAAGGGGCAGAGUCCUCACAAAGAAGACUUCCAUUUAGUGAGGGCACUCUUGCGAUUAAUAUGAUGCCCUUGCCUGCAGGCUGUUAUUAGGAUGAGGGGUGCUGCUUUGGAUGCUCAGCUUGGGAUAUCAAUAACCUGGUCUUUGGAGGGAGAUAACUGCAUCAUCUUCACCAGAAAACACACUGGGAUACAUUCUGAAGCUCUGGACCAAUGUCCCAUAUCCAGACACAGUGACACCAGUUUUUUAAACUAACUUGUCCUUUCUACUAUGACAUAACAGGGGAUAUGUGCUACUAACACAGGAGUAUUUUGAGCUAAAGCAGAUUUAUUGCAAACAAAAAAGAUCUGCCCCAAGUAAAGUGUGACAGAAAAUGUUACUAAGACUCUGGAACUUCAUAGCUUUUGUCAUAGUAUUAACUAGUUACUUUGAAUGUGGUUCGUCACAAAAUGAAGAUGAUUGUAAACUUGCAAGAGGUGGUGUACCAGCAACCAUAGUUGCAAUUGACGAAGAAAGCAGAAACGGGACAAUUAUUGUGGACAACAUGCAAAUCAAAGGGACAGCAGGAGGUACAAAUCCUACUAUUGAAAUUUCUCUGAAAGAUAAUGUUGAUUACUGGGUGAUUCUGGAUCCAAAAACACAGACGUUGUAUCUCAAUAGUACAGGACGUGUUCUGGACAGAGAUCCACCAUUGUCCAUACAGUCUAUCGUUGUCCAAGUUCAGUGCAUAAAUAAAAAUGUUGGUAGUAUCAUUAACCAUGAAGUGCGCAUAGUAGUAAGAGACAAAAAUGACAAUCCACCCCGUUUCCAGAACCAAAGCUACUACACUGCUGUGAAUGAGAUGACACCAGUUGGAACAACAAUUUUUACUGGAUUCUCGGUGCUUGGGGCCAUCGAUAUUGAUGAUGGACCAAAUGGCCAGAUUGAAUAUCUUAUACAAUACAAUCCCAAUGAUACUGCAUCCAACCAGACCUUUGACAUACCCCUCACACUAUCUGGAGCUGUAGUCUUGCGUCGCAGAUUGAACUAUGAAGAAAAAACUCGCUAUUUUGUCAUUGUCCAAGCAAAUGACCGUGCCCCUAAUCCUAAUGAGAGAAAAACAAGUACAACAACUCUAAUAGUCGAUGUUCUUGAUGGGGAUGAUCUUGGACCAAUGUUUCUGCCUUGCACACUUGUGAGCAAUACUCGUGACUGUCGUCCUCUUACAUACACAGCAAGCUUGCCAGAACUCAGUAGUCCAGCAAAGGUAAAUCCAAUCAAUGUCACACCACCUAUUCAAGCUGUAGACCAAGAUCGGAAUAUUCAACCUGUUUCUGACCGUCCUGGCAUCAUCUACACCAUUUUAGUUGGUACUCCUGAGGAUUUUGCUGAAUAUUUUUUUAUAAACAGAACUACAGCAGUUCUCACACUUUUGAAGCCAGUAAACCGAGAUUUGCACCAGAAAUUUGAUCUGGUCGUUAAGGCAGAACAAGACAACGGUCACCCACUUCCAGCCUUUGCUAAUCUUCAUAUUGAUAUUCUAGAUGAAAACAAUCAGGCUCCCUACUUUACUUUUACCACAUACCAAGGCUUCAUACUAGAGUCGUCACCUGUUGGAACCACUAUAUCUGAAAAUCAGAAUUUGUCAGUUCCAUUACCAAUAAUAGCCCUGGAUAAUGACAUUGAAGAGUCAAAGGAUCCACAACUCUAUGUAUAUUUGACUGACUACAGCUCAGUUUUUUCGGUGACACAGUCUGGAAUAACCCGCUACCUCACUUUACUUCAGCCCGUUGACCGAGAACGCCAGCAAAUUUAUAAAUUAUCAAUCGUAGCUUCAGAUGGAAAUCAAGAAAGUUCCCCUGUCACAGUGAACAUUCUAGUGAUUGAUGCAAAUGACAACACGCCAACAUUUUCCAAUGUGUCUUACAGUGUAAAGAUUUUCACUGACAUGACAUCUGCAGACAGCAUUAUCAAACUCACAGCGGUUGAUGCAGAUGAGGGAGUCAACGGACAGAUCACCUAUGAAAUAUUAGCGGGGGCCCAAGGGCAGUUUGUGAUUAAUAGUAGAACUGGUGUCAUCACAAUUACUCCUGGAGUCACUCUGAUGGUUGGGGAAUCUUAUACCUUAACUGUAAAGGCUUAUGACAAUGCACCUCUAGCUCAGAGAAGGAGUUCUAUUACUACAGUUUACAUUGAAGUUCUCCCACCAAACAACCAAAGCCCUCCACGUUUUGCGCAACUGAUGUAUAACCUUGAAAUUAGUGAAGCUAUGAGAAUUGGAGCAGUCCUUUUGAACCUGCAGGCAACAGAUAGAGAAGGAGAUCCAAUAACAUAUUUAAUUCAAAAUGGAGAUCCCCAAAGAGUUUUUAAUCUUUCUGUAAGUUUUGGACUUUUAAUCUUGGCAAAACCAUUGGACAGGGAGAGUACAGAUCGUUAUAUUUUAAUAGUAACUGCAUCUGAUGGAAGACCAGAUGGGACCUCAACUGCUACUGUUAAUGUACAGGUAACGGAUGUGAAUGACAAUGACCCCGUGUUUGAUCUCUACUUGCCACGAAAUCUUUCAGUCCAAGAGGAAGAAGUAAAUGCUUUUGUGGGUCAAGUUAGGGCAACAGAUCCUGAUGCUGGAGUCAAUGGUCAGGUUCGUUACAGCCUGGUAAAUUUGAACAAUAUAUUCCGCAUAACAUCUAAUGGCAGUAUCUAUACAUCUGUAAAGCUGGACAGAGAAACAAGGGACAAUUAUGAACUUGUGGUUGAAGCAGCAGAUGGAGCAGUAGAUCAACGACGUUCCACAAUAACAUUGACCAUUAAAGUUCUAGACAUUGAUGACAACAGCCCCGUAUUUUCCAAUGCAUCAUACUCUGUAUCUGUGCCAGAAAAUAUUAUGCCUGGGACAAUUUUUUUACGUGUACAGGCAAAAGAUGUUGAUCUUGGUGCUAAUAUUUCUUAUCGGAUAAGAUCCCAGGAAGUUCUGCAGCUUUUUGCAAUAAACCCUUCAACAGGAGAAUUAUCUCUUCUGAAAGCCCUCGAUUAUGAGUCAUUUACUGGCAUGGAAGCCGCGUACACAUUUCUCAUUGAGGCCUUUGACAUCACAGGAACUAUGCCUCCAGGACUUGCUACUGUAACAGUAAGAGUAAAGGAUAUGAAUGAUUACUCGCCUGUUUUUAACAAAGAUAUCUACUGGGGAAUGGUUGCACCGGAUGCUGUUAAGGGCACAGUUAUAGCUACAGUUGCAGCUGAAGAUCAUGAUCCUCCAGGAACACCGGCUAGUAGAGUACGAUAUAAAGUAGAUGUGGAACAAUUUCCAUACAGCGCCAGUAUAUUUGAUGUUGAAGAAAAUACAGGUCGUGUUAUAACGAGGGUGAAUCUUAAUGAAGAGCCCAGCACAAUAUUUAAGCUGAAUGUGAUUGCGUAUGAUGAUGGUGAUCCUGUAAAAUCCAACAGCACUAGAGUUAUAAUAACAGUUUUGCAACCAUCUGCAAUUCCAAUCUUUACACAAGAAGAAUACAGGCCCUCUCCUGUGAGUGAAGCUGCUCCAUUUGGGACUGCCGUGACUGUUGUAACUGCUGCUGCAUUGAACCAGACUAUAGUAUAUUCAAUUGUCUCAGGGAAUGAUCAAGGUAUGUUUGCCAUUGAUAACAUCACAGGGGUUAUCUCUGUCGUAAGACCACUGGACUAUGAAAAUACUACAAGCUAUCAGCUAAGGAUCCAAGCCGAUUCUAUGCAAGUGGUUAGAUUUAAUCUACGAGCUGCUUCUAAAAGUAACACGGCUGUGGUGUUCAUUGAAAUACAGGAUGAAAAUGACCAUGCACCAGUUUUUUCCAAAAAAACAUAUCUCGGAGGAGUAUCAGAAGAUGCCAGGAUGUUUGCAUCAGUGCUCAAAGUCAAGACUACAGAUAGAGAUACCGGUAAUUACAGCACUAAUAGUUACAAACUGGUUGUACCUCAAAUCAGCAACAGUAAAGAAGGCUUUGUUAUUGAAGUUUACAGCGGAAUUAUCAAAACUGCUAUGCUGUUCAAAAACAUGAGAAGAUCGUAUUUUAAAUUUGAAGUGAUAGCGACGGAUGAUUACGGUAAAGGUUUAAGCAGCAAGGCAGACGUUGUUGUUUCAGUGGUCAAUCAGUUGGAUAUGCAAGUUAUUGUAUCAAACGUUCCCCCUACAGUUAUCGAAGAAAAUAUAGAUGACCUUAUAAGUAUUCUAGAGCGUUAUGUCCAGGAUCAGAUACCUGGAGCUGCUGUGGUAGUGGAAUCAAUUGGUGCUCGAAGGUAUGGAGAUGGAUUUUCAGAAGAGGAUUACACUCAAAGUGACCUUAUGAUUUAUGCAGUGGAUCCUCAAACGAACAGGGCAAUAUCCCGAAAUGAACUUUUUAAGUUUUUGGAUGGUAAAGUGCUCGACAUUAACAAACAAUUCCAGGAUUAUAUUGGUCAAGGUGGACGUAUUCUGGAAAUCCGCACCCCUGAUGUUGUAGCCAAUGUGAAGAAGCAAGCUCAGGCUGUAGGGUACACGGAGGGGGCCCUACUUGCCCUGGCCAUUAUUAUUAUUCUUUGCUGCAUACCUGCUAUUUUAAUUGUGAUGGUCAGCUACAGGCAGAGGCAAGCAGAGUGCGCAAAGACAGCACGAAUCCAGAUGGCAAUGCCAGCAGGCAAACCAUCAACUCCCGCUGCCAAUAAUCUGUAUGAAGAGCUAGGUGACAGCACCAUGAGAGGAUAUGCACAUCAGGAGCAACAACAAUUGCUGCGACCCUCUCUUCUCAAACCUGAGGAACUGUCAAUGGAGUCUGGGAUUGAUCCUGGUCAAGAAUAUUAUGGACAAGACUAUUACAGCUAUGAACAUGGAUAUGAAUUGCCACAAUACGGAAGUCGGCGGCGAUUAUUGUCACCUUCUGGAAUGUAUGAAGACUAUGGAGAAGUAGUUGUGGAGAAUGAUGGCAGUUAUUAUUACAGUCCACAUGGACCUACGGCAGAAGGAGAUGUAAGUUUAAAGCAUGUAGCUCGUGGCAGAGGUGUUCCCAGGAGAGGUAGAGGACAGGGACCAGGUUUGCCAAUGGGCAGAGGAAUUCCAGGGAGACCUGGACCAUCCAGAGGUAGCAUACAGAGUGUAGGUAGAGCUAGUCAAGGAAGGAAAAAAUUGAGAGCAGUUAUGCAACUAAGUCGAGUAGCAGUCAGUGCUCAAAAGCCUUCUGAAGCUGGAGAUGUGGCGCACCGGUCACCAUGGAAAAAGGCAAGAAUUUUCCCAAUGUUACUUCAUAAGGUUAAAGGCACUGGAAAAGACUCUGCUUAUGCCAAACUUGUAUCUGCGCGUCAAAUUGAAGGUGAUGAUAGCAUGGUUAUUAAAGGAAGUUAUUUCCAGAAAUCUGGUGAAAAAUCCACUGUAACAAGAAAGCUUGAUCGUGCUCUCAAACGUCUUAGUGUGACUAGAAGACUACAAGAACGACGACAAUCACAGAGUUCUUCUACCAAAACAUCUGUGGUCGAGAGUGAAAAAGAUGAAGACUCUGAAGUAAGUGAAUCUGAGGUAGAAAGUAAAUCUGGAAUCUCAAUUAGUGUAACAGCAGAAAGUGAGUCAGAAGAAAGUGAAGGUUCAGAUGAAGAGAAAGACAUGGAGAGUGCAUCAAAACAGUCAGACGAGUCAUCUGUAAAGAGUAGUGUUCCUCCAUCUCAAGCAGAUGAUAAAGAUUAUCUGAAAGUAACAUUAGAUCAGGAUGACGCAAAUGAAAGUACUGUAGACUCUGAUGAAGAAAGGGAUGAUAUAGAUGAAUCAGAUGAUGAAACUCAACUAUCUUCUAAAUCGGUAGGCAGUAAAGAUGAAGAUUCAGCAGAGGAAGAUUCUAAAGACGAGUCAAAAUCAGAAAGGGCUUAUUCAGAAAAAUCUAGCUUCCAAGAUGAAAUAACACCAUCUGAAGCUGAGGAGUCACAAUCGAGAACAUCUACAAAAAGUUCAGAGGUGAAAUCUGAAAGCAGCAAACCAGUUACUGAGAGUUCCAGUGUUCGAAGUGAUAAAAGUGAUGAAGUUAGUAGGGAACCAUCUGAAACAAGUGCAAAAAGUAGUUCAAAAUCAAGUUCUAGGUCAAAAACAUCAUUGCCUGAGAGUGAAAUGCAAAGUGCAAUAGAAGAAGAAUCAGAAGAGGAAUUACAUUCAGGUUCAGAGGAGGAUAUUGAAGAACAGGAGAGUGCAAGCAAAGCAAGUGAUGUUGCUAGUCAUGAGGACACAGAUGAAGACAACAGAAGUGAAGCAUCUGUGUCUCAAACCUCAGUUAUUAGUAAGAUAAGUCAAAGUAUAGCAAGUCGGGAAGCAGAUAGCCAAAGUAAUACAGAAAGUAAUGAUCAAGAUGAAGAGGUUGAUGCCAUCAGUCAAGGAGAAUCUUCAGUCAGUAUGAAAAGUGGGAACACAGCAGCAAGUCAGGAGGACGAUUCUGUAUCACAGGCGUCUAUGCAUUCUGAAAUACAGAACUCCAGUGAAAAUAAAAGCCUUAGUAAAAAGUUAUCAUCUGACCAGUCGGAUUCUCCUGAUACUGAAACCUGGGUCUCCCCUCUGUCAAUUACUAACAAAAAGCGAAUUAAAUUGGUGGUGGACCGGGAAUAUGAAACAAGUUCUACCGGAGAAGAGAGUGUGUCUGAGUCCCAAAGAAACCGUUUCAACCUUCCCAACAUUCAAAACAACGUUAAUGGGAAUAUUUACAUAGCCCAAAAUGGGUCUGUGGUUAGAACCCGGCGCUCUUGCCUUACGAAUAAUUUAAAAAUAUCCCCACCAUCAAGGCUUGGGAAGCACUUUAAGAAACUUGACAAACUUGGAGUGACACAUGAAGAAAACAUCCAACUCAACACACUGUCAAAAGGGGCCUCUAUCAAACUUAAUACAAUACCAUCGAGCAUAUCCUUGGCCUCCAAUAAUGCAGUAGGCAAAAAUAUAGCACCUACAUCAGGGGACAAUAAAUUAAGAAGCACAGAUGAUCAAGAGUCAACAGUGGAUAAUGAAGAUAUCAAAGAGCCAUUAGAAUUUCACAGUGACCAGACACAAUCAGACGAAGAAGAACUAUGGAUGGGGCCGUGGAACAAUCUUCACAUACCAAUGACAAAACUAUAACUUUUUUAUACUCUAAGUUUGUAAUAGACUGCACUUUCUAUAAUCACAAUUGAAUGAAAAAAAAACAUUUCUUGUACACAUAAAAUAAG